Colletotrichum destructivum is the source of this 625-nucleotide messenger RNA. RefSeq lists its product as uncharacterized. The record is from RefSeq and is a predicted model, not a curated record. Lineage: Eukaryota; Fungi; Ascomycota; Sordariomycetes; Glomerellales; Glomerellaceae. The transcript has a single exon. Bases 153 to 623 code for a protein of 156 amino acids.
AAAUUGAACUUCCUGUUGCAUCACAAAUCUGCAAUUCUUCAAUUCAAGUAUUCAACUCAGUAUUACUUGUCUUCGAUUAGGAGCCUGUUUCAUAACAUAAAAUCCCAAUUACUACAACAUAUUUUAUUAUUACCCUAAUCACAAUUGCCAACAUGCCGGCCGUACAAAUCGACACCGCAAAGGCAGCACGCGAGGUGGUUAACCUCGUCGCUCGCGUCACCACCGGCCGCACCAGCAGCGUCGGCAGGACGAGCAGGACAGGCAUAAGGGCCAUCGGCGGCGGCAUCAUCGCCGCCAUCGUCAUCGGCGCCGUCAUCUUCAUCGCCCUCAUCGUCGUCGCCUUCUGCCUUUUCCGCCGCCACAAGAAGCAGAGCGCCCGGCGCCAGCAAGAGAUGCAAAAAUACUACGGCGAUAACCGCUCCAGCAUUGGCACCGCCGACGGAGCGCCGGCGCCGGCCCCGGGUCAAGCAGGGUACGGCAACGCCGGCCAGGCAGGUGGCUACGGCUACAGCCAGGGCACCGGCUACGGGUACGCGCACACUGCGCAGCCGGGGCAGGCCGGCUACGGUGUGCCUCCCAUGGCGCCUGCACACACUGCCGACCAUGGCACUCACGCGAAGUAAAU